AUGUCGGUGUUCGGUCUUCGAUGCCCAGUGCCAGGCCCGGUGUCCGAUGUCCGGUUCCCCGUGCCGAUUCCCGGCUCUCAGUGCCCGGUUCCUGGCGCCGAUUCCAGGCUCUCCGUGCCCGGUUCCAGGAUCUCAGUGCCCGGUUCCCAGUGCCGGUUCCAGGCUCUCAGUGCCCGGUUCCCGGAUCUCAGUGCCCGGUUCCGGUGCCGGUUCCCGGUGCCGGUUCCCGGCUCUCAGUGCCCGGUUCCGGUGCCGGUUCCCGGCGGGUCGGGGCCUCCCGCCCGCGGCCGCUGCCAAGUCCCGCGCGGGGCCCGGAGCGGCGGGGGCGGGAGCGGGGGGCGUGUCCCGCGGGCGGAACCAGCCAAUGGCGGCGCGGGGCUUGCUACGAAGCAGCCAAUGGGAGCGCUCGAAUGGGGCGUGGGCGGGGCCUGGGCGGGCGCGUCCCCGUGGGUCCCGCGCGCGUGGGCCGGCGCCGAGCCCUACUUCGUGCACGCCGUGGAAUGGAGGAGCCACGUCUACUUCUUCUUCCGGGAGAUCGCCAUGGAGUUCAACUACCUGGAGAAGGUGGUGGUGUCACGGGUGGCCCGGGUGUGCAAGAACGACAUGGGGGGCUCGCAGCGGGUGCUGGAGAAGCAGUGGACGUCCUUCCUCAAGGCCCGGCUCAACUGCUCCGUGCCGGGCGAUUCCCACUUCUACUUCAACGUCAUCCAAGCCGUGACGGACAUCCUGGAGCUGGACGGGCGCCCCGUGGUCCUGGCCGUGUUCUCCACGCCCGCCAACAGCAUUCCCGGCUCCGCCGUCUGCGCCUUCGACAUGACCCAAGUGGCCGCCGUCUUCGAGGGACGGUUCCGGGAGCAGAAGUCACCCGAGUCCAUCUGGACACCUGUGCCAGAGGACAUGGUGCCAAAGCCACGGCCCGGGUGCUGCGCCUCCCCGGGGAUGCGCUACAACUCCUCCAGCGCCUUCCCCGACGAGAUCCUCAACUUCGUCAAGACGCACCCGCUGAUGGACGAGGCGGUGCCGGCCCUGGGCAACGCCCCCUGGAUCCUCCGCACCAUGACCCGGUACCAGCUGCGUAAGAUCGUGGUGGACACGGCAGCGGGGCCGUGGGGAAACCACACCGUGGUGUUCCUGGGCUCCAGCACCGGCACCGUGCUCAAGUUCCUCAUCCUGCCCAACGCCAGCAGCAGCCCCGCGCCCGCCGCCCCCGGCAGCCAGAGCGUCUUCCUGGAGGAGUUUGAGACCUACCAGCCCGGGAAGUGCGGCCGGGACACGGAGGACGAGCGGCGGCUGCUGGGGCUGGAGCUGGACAAGGCCGCGGGGUCGCUGCUGCUGGCCUUCCCCCCGUGCGUGGCCAGGGCGCCCGUGGCUCGCUGCCAGCAGCACUCGGGCUGCAUGAAGAACUGCCUGGGGAGCCGGGAUCCCUACUGCGGCUGGACAGCCGAGGGCUCCUGCGCCUUCCUGGAGCCCAGUCCCAGGGUGGCCUUCGAGCAGGACAUCGCCGGCGGCAGCACGUCCCACCUGGGCGAGUGCGAGGGGCUGGUGACGGAGAGCUUCGUGGACGAGCCGGACGGGCUGGUGUCCGUGAACCUCCUGGUGAUCUCCUCCGUCGCCGCCUUCGUCAUCGGCGCCGUCAUCUCGGGCUUCAGCGUGUGCUGGUUCAUCGGGCACCGGGACCGCAAGGAGCUGGCGCGGCGCAAGGACAAGGAGACGAUCCUGGCGCACAGUGAGUCGGUGGUGAGCGUCAGCCGCCUGGGCGAGCGGCGGGCUCGCGGAGCCCUGCUGGCCCCGCUGAUGCCCAACGGGUGGCCCAAGGAGCUGGGCAAGGUCGCCCAACACGACCUGGACUCGGGGGUGCUGCCCACGCCGGAGCAGACCCCGCUGCAGCAGAAACGCUGCCCCGGCUCCCUCCAAAACUGCACCUGGGAGCAGAGUCACAACAUCAUCAACGCGGCUUUGCGGGACCCUGGAGGCUCCGGGCCCGCGGGCGCCGGGCGGGGGCACGGCGGCUCCGGCCGCCCGCCGCGGGGCAUCCCCCUCUCCUGCCACGCCAUCCUGGUGGACCAGGAGCUGGAGGCCGAACUCAGCGACUCCUCAGGCGACGGGCAUUGGGGUCGGGACCCUCCUGAGGGUCCCCGCGCCCGGCAGCACCCACCCGCCGGCGCCCGCCGCCAGCCCCGCGGCUCCUACGGCGACUUCGGCGGGACGCCGCGCCCCAGCCCCGAGCGCCGGCGGGUGGUGUCGGCACCCAGCGGGGACGGGGGAGACUUUAGCGAGGGGCCUCCCUGGCACCCCGAGCAGCUGAACUUCAACGCCAACAACGGCACGGGCCGCCCCGGCGCCCACCUCAAGAGGAACCACACGUUCAACAGCGGCGAGGCGGCGGCUACGGGCGGCUACGGGCGGCGCGGGGCGGCAGCGCGGGCAGCCCGGGCACCGGGCACCCCGAGGCCGCUGACGGACCUGCACCACCUCCUGCGCUACGGCGUGGAGCGGACUCCCUCGGGAAAAUAGGGCGCCGGGCUGUGCGCGUCCCCCUCGCCAGGACACUGAUGGGACCCCCGGCUCCCUGGGGACAGGGAGGGGCGGCCGGGCAGGAGCUGCGGGCAGGGGGUGAGGUGCUGCAUGGCUGAGGAGGGGGGCACAGGCACCCCCUGGGUGCCCCCGGGUAGGGUUUGGGGGUGUCCCCGGCUGGCGUGGGGCAGUGCCCUGCGCGCUCCCGCUGCUUUGUCCCGGCUCCUGGGCGGGGGCGCGCCCACCGUGUCCCCUCCCCAGGCCGGGCCCGGGGCUGGCAGCGCCCUGGGAGGGGGAUCCCUGGGGGGCGGCGGGAUGGACACACGGACGCGGGCACUGGGCUGUGCCCCCAGGCCCUGGGGGGGCCUUUUGGGUGCUGCCAGCCCCCCGGGGACACACGGCCGGGGGUGCUCCGGUUGCGGUGGUGGAACCCGGAGAACAUUUCGGGUGCUGGGGGCUGGGGGCCCCCCCGAAUGUGGCGUUAUCUGGGGAUGGGGCGCGCUCCCACCCCCAGUCUGGGGUCGACCCCUCCCCAGUGCCAGCCUGGGGGUUGCCCGUCCUUGCCCCCGGCUCCCCCUCCUGGAAAGCACAGCCGGGGUCGGGGGGGGUCCCCACCGAGCCCACUCUCUGCUGGCAAAGGGUGCCCUUUCGGUGCCACCCCUGCCCGGCACCCACCCGGGGUGGCGUGUCGCGGGGGAGUGGCGGGUCCCCGGGGGAUGGCGGGUCCCCAGGGGGUGGCAGGCUGUAAAUAGGGCAGGGGGCGGCGGGAGCCCCCCCCCCCUCCCCAGCGG
Messenger RNA from Hirundo rustica (Barn swallow), 3305 nucleotides. It is a transcript of the gene SEMA6B, whose product is annotated as semaphorin 6B. The transcript is spliced from 11 exons. The record is from RefSeq and is a predicted model, not a curated record. Bases 1 to 2514 code for a protein of 837 amino acids. NCBI's taxonomy places the organism in Eukaryota, Metazoa, Chordata, Aves, Passeriformes, Hirundinidae. Gene Ontology annotation, biological process: negative regulation of axon extension involved in axon guidance; negative chemotaxis; positive regulation of cell migration. Gene Ontology annotation, molecular function: semaphorin receptor binding; chemorepellent activity.